Molecule: messenger RNA, 1844 nt
Organism: Galeopterus variegatus (Sunda flying lemur)
Lineage: Eukaryota; Metazoa; Chordata; Mammalia; Dermoptera; Cynocephalidae
Gene: A1CF
Product: APOBEC1 complementation factor
Exons: 13
Coding region: 138-1844 (568 amino acids)
Cellular component (GO): nucleus
Molecular function (GO): mRNA binding
Source: RefSeq, a predicted model, not a curated record
GAUAUGAUGAUUAGAGCAUAACCAGAGUGACACGUUGAAUUCGCCAUAAUCAAGGAAACCUUUUCCGGGUGGGGAUCUCUGAAAUUACUCAGUGAGCAACCCUAAUUAACCUGAUUUUUUGCUGAUAAUCACUCUCAAUGGAAUCAAAUCACAAAUCCGGGGAUGGAUUGAGCGGCACCCAGAAGGAAGCAGCCCUCCGCGCACUGGUCCAGCGCACAGGAUAUAGCUUGGUCCAGGAAAAUGGACAGAGAAAAUAUGGCGGCCCUCCUCCUGGUUGGGAGGCUGCACCCCCAGAAAGGGGCUGUGAAAUUUUUAUUGGAAAACUUCCCCGAGACCUUUUUGAGGAUGAACUCAUACCACUAUGUGAAAAAGUGAGUCCAAAUUUAAUAUCUAAUUUUUCUUUUCUUUCAAGGGAAAAAUGCUACCACAGGAAGAUCAAUGGAUUUGGCAACUACCAGUGUCCAAGCCACUCAGUCUCAAGAAAUGGGCGUCUCUUAGGGGUUUGUGCCAGUGUGGACAACUGCCGAUUGUUUGUCGGGGGAAUUCCAAAAGCCAAAAAAAGAGAAGAAAUCUUAACAGAAAUGAGAAAGGUCACUGAAGGAGUUGUUGACGUCAUUGUCUACCCUAGCGCUGCAGAUAAAACCAAAAACCGGGGCUUUGCCUUUGUGGAGUAUGAGAGUCAUCGGGCAGCUGCCAUGGCCAGGAGGAAACUGCUACCAGGAAGAAUCCAGUUAUGGGGACAUCCUAUUGCCGUAGACUGGGCGGAGCCAGAAGUAGAAGUUGAUGAAGACACGAUGUCUUCAGUGAAAAUCCUCUACGACACUGAGACAGGUGCUGUGGAGAGAGUGAAAAAAAUCCGAGACUAUGCUUUUGUGCACUUCAGCAACCGAGACGAUGCCGUUGAGGCUAUGAAAGCUUUAAAUGGAAAGGUGCUGGAUGGUUCCCCCAUUGAAGUGACCCUUGCCAAACCAGUGGACAAGGACAGUUAUGUUAGGUACACCCGAGGCACAGGUGGAAGGGGCACCAUGCUGCAAGGAGACUACACUUACUCUCUGGGCCAUGUUUAUGAUCCCACUACAACCUACCUUGGAGCUCCUGUCUUCUAUGCUCCCCAGGCCUAUGCAGCUAUUCCCAGUCUUCAUUUCCCAGCCACCAAAGGACACCUCAGCAACAGGGCCAUUAUCCGAGCCCCUUCUAUUAGAGAAAUUUACAUGAAUGUACCUGUAGGGGCUGCGGGAGUGAGAGGACUGGGCGGCCGUGGCUAUUUGGCAUACACAGGCCUGGGUCGUGGAUACCAGGUCAAAGGAGACAAGAGAGAAGACAAACUCUAUGACCUUCUACCUGGGAUGGAGCUCACCCCAAUGAAUCCUGUCACUUUAAAACCCCAGGGAAUUAAACUUGCUCCCCAGAUAUUAGAAGAAAUUUGUCAGAAAAACAACUGGGGACAACCAGUGUACCAGCUGCACUCUGCCAUCGGACAAGACCAAAGACAACUAUUCCUGUACAAAAUAACCAUUCCUGCUCUGGCCAACCAGAAUCCUGCCAUCCACCCUUUCACACCUCCAAAGCUAAGUGCUUAUGUGGAUGAAGCAAAGACAUAUGCGGCCGAAUACACCCUGCAGACCCUGGGCAUCCCCACUGAUGGCGGUGACGCUGGGACCGCAGCUGCUGCUGCUGCCACUGCCUUCCCAGGAUAUGCUGUCCCUAAUGCAACUGUACCUGUGUCUGCAGCCCAGCUCAAGCAAGCAGUGACCCUUGGACAAGACCUGGCAGCAUACACAACCUAUGAGGUCUACCCCACUUUUGCAGUGACUGCCCGAGGAGAUGGAUAUGGAGCCUUCUGA